UUAGGCCCCAGCUAAGGCCUGCUACCUCUGAGGGGCCAUGUCAGAAGGCGAGAGCAAGGACAGCUCGGGCAGCGAGUGCCCUGUGUGCUACGAGAAGUUCCGGGAUCUAGAGGGCGCCUGCCGGACCCUGAGCUGCGGCCAUGUGUUCUGCCACGACUGCUUGGUCAAGUACCUGCUGUCCACCCGGGUGGACGGACAGGUGCAGAGGACUAUCGUCUGCCCCAUUUGCCGCUAUGUCACCUUCCUCAGCAAGAAGAGCUCCCGCUGGCCCUCCAUGCUGGACAAGAGCUCACAGACCCUGGCUGUGCCCGUUGGCCUGCCCUCUGUGCCCUCACCAGAUCGUGGGGGCCACACAAACCCCCUGGCUGUCUCCCAGCAGGUCUGGAGACAAUCGCCAAGCCAGGGGACGCAGCUCCCCUUGGACCUGCUGCCCACCCUACCCCGAGAGUCGCAGAUCUUCAUCAUCAGCCGCCAUGGGAUGCCACUGGGGGAACAGGACAGUGUGCUGCCCCGACGCAGCCUGGCAGAGAUCUCUGAGGCAUCCCCAGCUCCCAGCGCCACCCGCUCCUUCUGCUGCCGGUCUCGGGCCCUUCUCCUCAUCACCCUCAUUGCCGUGGUGGCUGUGGUAGCUGCCAUCCUGCCCUGGGUGUUGCUGGUGAGGAAGCAGGCAUGAAUUGCAGCAUGCAGAGGAUGGGGGAGUAAGGCCCAGCAUCGAAGCUGCGCUCCAC
Molecule: messenger RNA, 728 nt
Organism: Phodopus roborovskii (desert hamster)
Lineage: Eukaryota; Metazoa; Chordata; Mammalia; Rodentia; Cricetidae
Gene: Rnf222
Product: ring finger protein 222
Exons: 1
Coding region: 38-673 (211 amino acids)
Source: RefSeq, a predicted model, not a curated record